This is a messenger RNA of Pollicipes pollicipes, 1738 nucleotides long. RefSeq names its product TATA-box-binding protein. The transcript has 7 exons. Gene Ontology annotation, molecular function: DNA binding. Bases 111 to 920 code for a protein of 269 amino acids. Gene Ontology annotation, biological process: DNA-templated transcription initiation. Lineage: Eukaryota; Metazoa; Arthropoda; Thecostraca; Pollicipedomorpha; Pollicipedidae. The record is from RefSeq and is a predicted model, not a curated record.
AAGAAAACAAAACGCGCUGAGAAGCGUGCGGAGCGUGGGGAGGUGGAGACGCCGCGAGCACGUGGAAAUAUAUCCGCAGCUGUGCAACUACAUAGGCGAUUACGGCAGCAAUGGACCAGGAAGUGUCACCACUGGGGUCCAGUGACCCAAACCUUCAGAAUGAUGUUCACCAUCACGAUGAAGAGAUGCGGAGCACACGAUCAAACUUGGAUGACUGGGAGGAGGAGGGGUCGGCGGAUGACGCGAUGGCGAGCGACCGGGGGGCGGCCGAGCCGCCAGCACCAGCCUCCUGCCAGGCGGCGCUCGUGCCGCCGUCCGGCCUGCUGUCGGCUCCCAUCAACGCGCUGCCGAUGACGGCGCUGACCCCGGCCUCCGGCGACCCGGCCAUCAUCCCGCAGAUGCAGAACGUGGUGUCGACGGUGAACAUGCUGUGCGCGCUGGACCUGAAGCAGAUCGCCGUGCGCGCGCGCAACGCCGAGUACAACCCGAAGCGGUUCGCUGCCGUGAUCAUGCGCAUCCGGGAGCCGCGCACCACGGCGCUCGUGUUCGCCUCCGGCAAGAUGGUGGUGACGGGCGCGCGCAACGAGGACGACUCGCGGCUGGCGGCCAGGAAGUUCGCGCGCAUCAUCCAGCGGCUGGGCUUUCCGACGAAAUUCGCCAACUUCACUGUGCAGAACAUUGUCGGAAGCUGUGAUGUCAAGUUCCCGAUUCGGCUGGAGGGUCUUCUGCUGACGCACAGCCAAUUCAGCAGCUACGAACCGGAGCUCUUUCCUGGCCUCAUAUACCGCAUGGUGCAGCCUCGCAUCGUUCUGCUCAUCUUCGUAUCGGGCAAAGUGGUCUUAACAGGCGCCAAGCUGCGACAGCAGAUCUACGACGCCUUCAACAACAUAUACCCUAUACUGCGGAGCUACAAGAAAUAGUCGGCGGCGCCUGCUCCGAGCUCGGCCUGCCGACGCCGGGCGGAGCGGACACACAGCAGUGGCGGUUUGCGGUGCACUGUGGUGGCCGGCCAACAGCGACGUCCCGUCUGCUGAGCGCAGAGACAAACAACAUGCUGUCAUUUCGGGGAUCGGACGUGACUCGGGAGGUGUGAUGUCGUCGUGGAUAGUGGGAGGGCGUUGUGUCAAUAGUUGCGUGUGGUGUCCGAAACCUCGGUACCCUUGGUCGCCUCUGUCGGUCCCUGAAUGUGGCUAGCGCGUUGAACUGUGCACCGCAAAGUGCGGUGUGUCAUGAAGGCUGUGAUAACAGGACACCUGGCUUGCCGACAUGCAUGUAGUUCUGCCUGUGCUCUGACCAAAACAGAGCUCAAGGCUGUUAGGAUGCCUAGGAGAGUACUUUACGCACAAUGCGAUGUAACAUGAUGUAUCACAUGUAUUAUAUGAUCGGUCUUCUGAUAUUCAGCGGGCAACGCCGUUUAGAAGCUUUUGUAUCUGUGCUCAGAAUCAUAUCACAGUAGGCAUUGUUGUAAUUGGUCGCCUAGUAAGAGGCGUGAUCUGUCGUUUGGUACAUUUUUGGACUGAGGGAGCCUACCUGUUUAAACCGCCUGCUGCAUUGCCUUGUGUUCUUACAUCGGUUCGGAUAGGCUUUUUUCUUGAGAGUCUUGGCUAAAGUAAAAGUACUGCGACGGACAGUGCAGGCGGUUGGCGCACCUCCUGCUUCAAGGCCGGUAUCGUUUACCUCAGCCAAUAUGCGUGGCAGCUGAUGCAUUUGACAUUUUCUUAACCGAAGUUUUGGUGCG